UCCGCGCCGGGUUUGGCUUCCGGAGGCGUCGCUCGCUGACUGCGUAGUGAUGGAGCUGCCGACGGGUGUUUCCAAACAGGACAUUCGUCAACAGAUUUGGGACUACAUGGAAUCACAAAAUUUAGCUGAUUUUCCCCGGCCUGUUCAUCACAGGAUUCCCAACUUCAAGGGUGCUUCCUGUGCUGCUGAGCACUUCCCACGCUUGCAGGCGUUCAAAAUGGCCAGAACCAUUAAAGUCAAUCCUGAUGCUCAGAAAAAUGCUCGUUUCUUCGUCCUCGACAGCAAAAAAACAUUGUUGGUCCCAACACCACGACUGAGAACAGGGUUAUUCAAUAAGAUCACUCCACCUCCUGGGGCAACUAAAGACAUCCUGAGAAAAUGUGCCACCUCCCAGGGUGUGAGGAACUACAGUACUCCUGUGGGCUUGGAUUCCAAGGUCCUUGUGGACUUAGUUGUGGUGGGGUCCGUUGCUGUCUCUGAAAAAGGCUGGAGAAUUGGGAAGGGAGAAGGUUAUGCUGAUCUGGAAUAUGCCAUGAUGGUGUCGAUGGGAGCAGUCAGCCAGGGGACGCCUGUGGUCACCAUCGUCCACGACUGCCAGGUCAUCGACAUACCUGAAACGCUGCUUGAAGACCAUGACCUAACAGUGGACUACAUUCUCACUCCGACAAGAGUCAUUGCCACAGGGUGUGAACGCCCAAAGCCAGCAGGAAUCUUGUGGUCCAAGAUCAGUUGUGAGAUGAUGAGGAAAAUCCCAAUACUCAGAAGCCUUCGUGACCGAGAGAGGCGGGCUGGGAAAGAUGUCACCCUUCAGGAUGAGCCCCAGCACCCUUGGAACCAGCAGCCAGUACCGCUGAGUGCUGUCAGAAGACCUCCAAACCCACACCAGCCGGAAUCCUGUUCCGUGCAGGGGGAGGAGGAUAGGCCUUCUAACACUGUUUACAUUGGGAACCUUCCCUGGGAUGCCCAAGUGAGUGAGCUGAAGAGAGCCCUCUGAGAACUGGUUCCAGUCCCCCAGAGGCUCACGUGGCAGGGGCCACAGCUCAGGGCCUUCCUCCUCCAUCAGGUGCCCAUCUCAACCCAGCAGGUUCUCCCCUGCUUGCAGGGCUUGCACCUGGGUGGUGCCACCUUGAGGAUGGCAGACAGCAGAGGGCCAGUGACCUGACAGGCAGCCACACAGAGGAGCCACACCCUGACCGUCGUUCUGCUGUCUCUGACCUGUGACUAUGUUCUGCUCUGGUCCCCGUGGAACUUAAGGGGCCUUACAGCAGGACUUGGCGGAGUGUUGCUGUGUGAGCUCCUUUGGGCCCAGUCCCUGCCAGGAUGUCUCAGCCUUCUCUUCUGCCUGGGACGGGCUGAUGAGUAGGAAAGUAGCCAGUAGUGUACCACCAGAAUGUCCAGGCCCUGCUCUGUCUGGGCCCUUCAGCCUGCUUGCUGGGUGUUAGAGCUAUUCUGGUUUCUGUGUGGUGAUAGUUCAGGGGCUGCAGGGGACCGAAUGGGCAAUGAACAAGUGAGUAAAUGGCGACAGUGGUUAGGAGUGCCUGUGCUCUGGAUUUGGAGGAGGGGGUAUUAAAGGAGGAGGCCCUAGUAGAGCGCCCUGCUAUUCUUGGAUCCUUGUCCUGUUAUGACUGCAGGGGGAGAGCUGUAAUCAAAUCACAGAAGCCAAGAAGUAUGGACCCCUGAGUGUAAACUGCUUGUCACAGCUCAAUGCUAGUGUCAUUACUAUGCCCUCCUUGCCUUCCCAUCCUCCCUCCAUCUCUGGGUGAAUACCCUGUGCUCUGCACUACCUUGGAGGUACUGGUCAUGGAGAAAGCUGUCCCAAUUUACAUCACAGAUAGUGACAGAGACACUCACACUGAUUUGCCUAAUGCCUGAUGUUUCUUGGGGUUUUUUCCCUCUGGUUCUUUGUUCCUAAAAAACAAAACUGGAUUUUGGCUAAACUAUUUUUUUCUAAUCCGAAGUGCUUUUGCAGUUGAUCCUGGGCAGAAAGUCAAAGUAAGCGUUUGAGUUAGAGAUUCUAUUUUUUUUUUUAAUGUAUAUGUGUUUGAAAUUUUAAUUUUCUCAUCAGAGGGUCUUACUGAGCAUGUUUUAAGCAUAUAGUCCUACCUCAAGAGGGUAUACCUUGCAUAUGCUUUCAAGAAAACUUUGAGGCACUGUCACCCUUUGUAAAAGCGUUUUCUCUUUGGUUUUACAAUGAAAAUACCGUAGAGGUGUCAGAAAGUAAGUCUGCCCUUAGGUUGCUCAUUAAGCGUAGACUCCUUUCCCUAGACAUCGUGAAUAAAAUGAAGAGCAGAAAUAUCUGAA
Messenger RNA from Nyctereutes procyonoides (raccoon dog), 2301 nucleotides. RefSeq names its product methenyltetrahydrofolate synthetase domain containing (gene MTHFSD). Gene Ontology annotation, cellular component: cytoplasm. Gene Ontology annotation, molecular function: nucleic acid binding. The record is from RefSeq and is a predicted model, not a curated record. NCBI's taxonomy places the organism in Eukaryota, Metazoa, Chordata, Mammalia, Carnivora, Canidae.